Molecule: messenger RNA, 2979 nt
Organism: Lactuca virosa
Lineage: Eukaryota; Viridiplantae; Streptophyta; Magnoliopsida; Asterales; Asteraceae
Source: the annotation of a GenBank genome assembly
AUGGCAUACGUUUCUUCGUUGUUCCAUGCAAUAAUAAUAAUUAUAAUAGCAUUGCUAUCAUCAUGGCUUCCAACACUUGCCAUUGCCUCAUAUGCCAGAAACCACACCGAUCAACUUGCACUCAUGGCUAUCAAAUCAAGCAUCACCCAUGACCCACAACAAGUUCUCCAAACAUGGAACACCUCCACCUCCCUCCAUUUCUGCCAAUGGGAAGGCGUCACAUGUGGUCGCAGGCAUCCAAGAGUCACCAAACUGGAUCUUGAAUCAAGAGCCAUUGUUGGUGCUCUGUUCAGGUUGCAGAAACUAAUCCUCAUCAACAAUUCUUUCACCGGUGAAAUCCCUGCCACUUUAUCAAACUGCACCCGACUCACUGUUCUUGGGCUGAGCCGCAAUAAACUAACCGGAAAUCUCCCCAAACAGCUUGCUUCACUCAUCAACCUCACCAUCAUCACCCUUCAUAAUAAUCGUUUCACAGGUGGGAUCCCGUCUUUCUUGGGAAACUUCACUUUUCUUGAAGCCAUAUCAGCUGCAAACAAUCGUCUGGAUGGAAUUAUUCCAUCUUCUUUAGGUCAAUUGCAAAACUUGAAUAAAAUCGGUUUCAGUAACAACCAACUAUAUGGUAUAAUCCCUCCAUCCAUCUACAAUUUAUCGUCUUUAUCAAUUGUUGAUUUCUCCGAGAAUCAAAUCAGCGGAGAGUUACCAAGCGAUAUAGGAUUGAUGCUACCGAAUCUUGAAAAUUUACAAAUCUGGGGAAACAAGUUUACAGGAAGCAUUCCUGUUUCGUUUUCUAAUUGUUCAAAUUUGGAAGAUAUCAACUUGGCAGAAAACGGUUUCACUGGGAAAAUUGGUGUGAGUUUUAAACGAAUACCAAAUCUUCGUUUUCUUGGGUUGUUUUCCAACAGUUUAGGGAGUUGGGAAGCUGAUGAGAUGAAGUUCAUUGAUUCCAUGAUCAACUGUAGCAAAUUAGAACGAUUGCUUGUUCAUGAAAACCAACUCAGAGGAGUGCUUCCUGAUUCUGUAGGCAAUCUCUCAUCUCAACUUAAAUCUCUAGCUUUUGGUCGGAACUUGAUAUAUGGGAACUUGCCAGCUGGAAUAGGGAAUCUUGUGAAAUUAGAGUCGUUGGCCAUGCAAAUUAAUCAGUUGACAGGCGUAAUUCCUAGUGAAAUUGGUAAUCUUGAAAAUUUAAAACUAUUAUACCUACAUGAUAACAACUUCAUUGGUAAAUUUCCAGAUUUUAUAGGAAAUCUUUCAUUGUUAAAUGAAUUGGAUUUGUCGAUUAAUAGAUUAGAAGGGAAAAUACCUCAAAAUCUUGGAAACUGUAGGAGUUUGGCCUUGUUGGAUCUCUCUGGAAACAAUCUUACUGGCCCAAUACCAGUUGAGCUUUUUCAACUAUCAUCCCUGUCGAAAGCCUUAAAUCUUGCUCAAAAUCAUUUAGUUGGAUCGCUUCCCCAAGAGAUUAAGAAGCUUAAAAGCUUAACCAGGCUGGAUCUAUCACAGAAUGAUUUGAUUGGAGCAAUCCCAGAUGCGAUUGGAAGCUGCACGAGCCUGGAGUACCUAAAUCUGAAAUCCAAUUCCUUUCAAGGUCCAAUACCUACAACGAUGAAAGAUUUGAGAGGCAUCAGGAAUCUUGAUCUUUCUAGUAACAACUUCUCAGGACAGAUUCCGAGAUUUUUGGAGCAACUAAACUUGUCUUCAUUGAAUUUGUCGUUUAAUAAUCUUGAUGGGGAAGUACCCAUCACAGGAAUCUUCAAGAAUGCAAGUGCAAUCGCCAUUGAUGGGAACGAUAGGUUAUGUGGAGGCAUUCCAGAACUUCAUCUACCAAAGUGUGACAUAAAAGAAACAUCAAAGAAAGGUUUAACAAAAUCACGUGUUAUUCUAAUCGUCAUCCCUGUUAGUUCCUUUCUAGUUGUGGCAAUGGCGUUGUUUUUAUUGUUUCGUUGGCAAAGAAGGAAAAGGCAACCAGAACCAACAGGAGCGUCAAUGAUGCAACCAUUUUCUAGGGUUUCUUAUGGAAGCAUACUCAAGGCUACUGAUGAAUUCUCCGAACAAAACCUGAUUGGGACGGGGAGUUUCAGUGCUGUUUAUAAGGACUUCCUUGAACCAGUUGGUGCACUGGUCGCUAUUAAAGUUCUACAGCUUGAAAACCAAGGAGCUUUGAAGAGUUUUAUGGCGGAAUGUGAAGCUUUGAAGAACAUAAGGCAUCGUAAUCUUGUAAAAAUCAUUACUUCAUGCUCGUCUAUCGAUUUUCAAGGUAACGAUUUCAAAGCUCUGAUUUACGAGUUCAUGCCAAAUGGAAAUCUCGAAAGGUGGCUACAUCCAAGCCCCGAACAAGAGAUUCUCACUCCACCAAGAUUAAACCUCCGUGAAAGAUUAACAAUCGCAAUAGAUGUGGCUAAUGCCAUUCAUUACCUCCAUCAAGACUGUGAGGUUCCCAUAAUUCACUGUGAUUUGAAGCCAAGCAAUGUUUUACUCGACAGUGACAUGGUUGCUCACAUUGGUGAUUUCGGGCUGGCAAAGUUUCUUCCAUUGAAACCACACCAAAGCAGUUCAAUUGGGAUAAGAGGAACUGUUGGGUAUGCAGCACCAGAGUAUGGAGUUGGAAGCGAGAUGACAAAAGAAGGAGAUAUUUACAGUUUUGGGAUUUUGUUGUUAGAGAUGAUGACACGAAAGAGGCCUAUAGACCCAAUUUUCGAAGAAGGGUUGAACCUCCAUUGCUAUGUGAUGAUGGCGUUGCCUGAUCGUCUAAUGGAAAUCAUCGAACCGGCUCUAUUGCCUGUCCAUGACGAGGAGCUAGAAGCUGCAAGUGUCCAACGUGAUUACAGUCAUGAUGAAGAGAGAAACCAAAAAUUGGAGCAGGGCCUCGUUUCCUUGGCACGAAUAGGGUUGGCAUGCUCCGUGGAAUCUCCUAGAAAGAGAAUAAAUACGAACAAAAUCAUCCAUGAGUUGCGUCGCAUCAAUGGUUUUCUUACAAUUAAUUAG